AUGGCGGAGCGAGCGCCGGAGCCCGAGGCGGAGGCGGAGGCUGAGGCUGAGGCGGGCGCAGGCGGGGAGGCGGCGGCCGAGGAGGGCGCGGCAGGCCGCAAGGCGCGGGGCCGGCCGCGACUCACAGAGUCGGACCGGGCCCGGCGGAGGCUCGAGUCCCGGAAGAAGUACGACGUGCGGCGCGUGUACCUGGGCGAGGCGCACGGACCCUGGGUGGACCUGAGGCGCCGCAGCGGUUGGAGCGACGCCAAGCUCGCCGCCUACCUCAUCUCGCUGGAGCGCGGCCAGCGUAGCAGCCGCCACGGGAAGCCUUGGGAGCAAGUCCCCAAAAAGUCAAAGUGGAAGAAACGGCGGCGACGCAAUGUGAACUGCCUGAAGAAUGUGGUGAUUUGGUAUGAGGACCACAAGCACCGCUGCCCAUACGAACCACACCUGGCUGAGCUGGAUCCCACCUUCGGCCUGUAUACCACAGCCGUAUGGCAGUGUGAAGCAGGCCACCGCUACUUCCAGGACCUGCACUCACCCCUGAAGCCCCUCAGUGACUCAGAGCCUGACAGUGACAAAGUGGGCAAUGGCCUGGUGGCCAGCAGCUCCACUUCAUCCAGCUCCAGCUCUGGCUCAGACUCUGAGGAGCCCACUGAGGCCCAGCCUGUCAAGACCUCAGCAGCAGCAGUAGUCACCCCCACCAGCCCAGUGGGCAGCAGUGGGCUCAUCACACAGGAAGGCGUGCACAUCCCUUUCGACGUCCACCAUGUGGAGAGCCUGGCGGAGCAGGGCACCCCACUGUGCCCCAACCCCACAGGCAGUGGGCCUGAAGCCUUGGAGACAGUGGUGUGCGUGCCAGUCCCCAUGCAAGUAGGCGCAGGCCCCGGCGCCCUCUUUGAGAAUAUGCCCCAGGAGGCACUGGGCGAGGUGGUGGCCAGCUGCCCUGUUCCAGGCAUGGUGCCGGGCUCCCAGGUGAUCAUCAUUGCCAGCCCGGGAUAUGACGCCCUCACAGCUGAAGGCAUCCACCUCAAUGUGGCUGCAGGCAGUGGCACCCCCAGCAGCGGCCUGGGCGAGGAGGUGCCUUGCACCAUGAUGGAGGGUGUGGCAGCCUAUACCCAGACGGAGCCUGAGGGCAGCCAGCCCAGCACCAUGGACAUCACCUCCAUAGCCAGCAUCGAGACCAAGAAAGGUCUGGGGGGGCCCCCGCUUCCCCCAUGGACACCUGCCCUGUGUCCACCCGUAGAGAAGGAGGACCUGUACAUGCUCAAGAAGGAGGAGAAGGAGGAGCCAGUAGCCCCAGAGCUGGCAGAGCUGGCAGCAAUGGUGCCUGAGAGCGCAGAGCCCGAGGCAGAGAUGGACGGGGAAGAACUGGAUGGCAGCGACAUGUCAGCUAUCAUCUACGAGAUCCCAAAGGAGCCUGAGAAGAGGCGGCGGAGCAAGCGGUCACGAGUUAUGGAUGCAGAUGGCCUGCUUGAGAUGUUCCACUGUCCCUACGAGGGCUGCAGCCAGGUCUACGUGGCCCUCAGUAGCUUCCAGAACCAUGUCAACCUCGUGCACCGGAAAGGGAAGACCAAAGUGUGCCCUCACCCUGGCUGCGGCAAGAAGUUCUAUUUAUCCAACCAUCUGCGACGACACAUGAUCAUCCAUUCAGGUGUUCGUGAGUUCACCUGCGAGACCUGCGGCAAGUCCUUCAAGAGGAAGAACCACCUGGAGGUGCAUAGACGCACGCACACUGGCGAGACACCCCUGCAGUGCGAGAUCUGCGGCUACCAGUGCCGGCAGCGUGCGUCUCUCAACUGGCACAUGAAGAAGCACACGGCCGAGGUGCAGUACAACUUCACGUGCGAGCACUGUGGGAAGCGCUUCGAGAAGCUGGACAGCGUCAAGUUUCACACGCUCAAAAGCCACCCGGACCACAAGCCCACCUGACCCACCCGACCACUGACCACCCUAUUUAUUCAUCCAGUCGGACACCAUGUCCAGGCUCUGGGCCCGGACAGCUGCGGGGGCCGCCCGGACCGCAGGCCGGAAGGAGGCGCUCCCGCUCCACCACGUCCCAGGGCUGGGCCCCCUGGGCAGGACCCCACCCCGCCCUGUCCCACCCCAUCUCUGGAGCUGUCGCCUGGGGCCGAGCUGCUGGAACUGUGUCGGGAGAGCAGAGUGAGAUUAAAGCGUGAGAAAGGAGAUGCCCUUCCCUUAGACUUGGAUGACAUGGGGGCGGGGCCCUUCUUGAGCAAGGCCAGAUUCGCGAGAUGCCCCGACGUGCCUCACAGUCCCUCGGCCCGGCAGCCCCACACAGCUUCUUUGGUAGCAGGGAUGAGGGCUGGAGGCCCACGAGGUCACUGGGCAUCUCCCAGGACCCAGAAUCCUGAUGCCCACUCCUGAUGUCUCAUGGAAUACUCAUUCCCACCCUUAGCUCCAGGAGGAGCCGGAGAGAUGGGACAUCUACAGUUAGUAAGGAGCACCGUGCAGAAAAUGGCAUGAUGUGUUGCUUUGCGGGUGCUGUUUAGGUUAGAGGUCAGGAAGUGUCUCCCAGAGGAGGUGGCAUUUGCCCAUAGACCAGAAUGACGGAGGAGCCAUCUCCCUAAGAAAGCUGGGCAGGGCAAAUUUCAGGCCAAAAGAACUGCCUGUGCAAAGCCCCGAGGUAGCAGCUCGGCGUGUUCCUAGAACAGGAAGUCGCGGGGGGAGGGGAGUUGGCAGCAGCUGGCCGGCUGCCCUGGCCCUACUUCCCUGAGGAAGAUGCUGAGGUCGCCUCCUGUGGCCGAGGAGGGGGAAGGAGGUGCAGCCGCCAGGUGGCGCGCAAGCCGCGUGGGCCUGCUAGCUGCUGGCACGUGACCCAAGGGACCGCAACCGCGAGCGCAGGCACGUGCCCCGGGGAGCCUGUGGCGCCACGCGCAUUGGUCCCAGUGGGGCGGCAGUUGUGCCUCAGUUUCCGCGGAGGACUUGGGGGUCCCUCAGCCCGGGGCUGAAGAAUCUGCGAGGAUAAGCGAG
This is a messenger RNA of Castor canadensis (American beaver), 2976 nucleotides long. NCBI's taxonomy places the organism in Eukaryota, Metazoa, Chordata, Mammalia, Rodentia, Castoridae. The record is from RefSeq and is a predicted model, not a curated record.